This is a messenger RNA of Zingiber officinale, 3502 nucleotides long. Its product is annotated as probable potassium transporter 11. Gene Ontology annotation, molecular function: potassium ion transmembrane transporter activity. Gene Ontology annotation, biological process: potassium ion transmembrane transport. NCBI's taxonomy places the organism in Eukaryota, Viridiplantae, Streptophyta, Magnoliopsida, Zingiberales, Zingiberaceae. The transcript is spliced from 9 exons. The record is from RefSeq and is a predicted model, not a curated record. Gene Ontology annotation, cellular component: membrane. Bases 723 to 3092 code for a protein of 789 amino acids.
UCGGAGCUAAAAAGGCAGGGAAGUUGAAGACUUGAAGUAUCUUCUUCCUCGCGUCUCGCUCGAUAAAUUGGAGAAAAUCACAGCCAACGGCCGAGGAAUUCCUCUCCGACUCUCUUCCUCCUUCCCUCUGGAAUCGCCAUACCAACGCCCUCCGUCGUUCCGUCCUCUCUUACCCGGCUUCCUAGAUUCCGAUUCCUGAAUUCGCCCAAUUUCAGUGGUGUCAGCUCGCCGCCCACCGAACCCUUUAAUGGUAUCGCCGCCUCUCGCCUAGACGUUGGUAGGCUUCUCUCGUGACUCCGGGGACACUUGGCCUAUGAGUACUGCCGAAAAGCUGAAUUUUUGGCAUCUUCCGGAAAAAGGAAAAUUUUGAAAUCUAUAUUUUUUAACUCCAGCUGCGCGAUCGAACUCGAGGAGCAUUUUUCGCGUCGGGUCUCACUGGUUUAUGCUGCCUUGAUGUUUGUGAACGCGGUGCUCUGUGGAUUUCACUUCUAGGAUUGCCGGUUUACGGCAGUACUUUGUUUAAGUGUUCCAAAAAAGCUUCCUUGGUUUACGGAUUCGAGCUCAAAUAAGGAAGAUGCUUUUUUUUUUCUUUCUAAUUGUUCAUUUGAUGGUAAAGGAUAUCGCGUUUUAGCCAAACUGGGAGGUUGAAGUCCUCGGUAUUUGUUUGGACUUCCCAUAAAUAUCAGGAAAUUGCACAUUUUUGAAGAUAUCAGUAGUAUUUGAUGGCAUCGGGUUCUGGAAAUGAAGAGACGAACAGGGGGAGCAUGUGGGAAUUGGAUCGGAAUCUUGAUCAACCCAUGGAUGAAGAAGCUGGCAAACUUAGAAACAUGUACAAAGAAAAGAAAUUUUCAGCCAUGUUGGUCACCAGACUUGCCUUUCAGAGUCUUGGGGUUGUGUUUGGAGAUUUAGGAACCUCCCCACUCUACGUGUACUAUAAUACAUUCCCUCGUGGUAUUGAUGAUCCAGAAGAUGUUAUUGGAGCUCUUUCUUUGAUCAUCUACUCGCUCACGCUAAUACCCCUUCUUAAAUAUGUUUUUAUCGUGCUUAGAGCAAAUGAUAACGGUCAAGGUGGUACCUUUGCACUCUAUUCACUACUUUGCCGACAUGCAAAAGUGAAUACUAUUCCUAACCAGCAUAGAACUGAUGAACAACUCACAACUUACAGUCGCCAUACAUUUGACGAGAAGUCACUAGCUGCAAAAGUCAAGAGGUGGUUAGAAUCACAUCCAUUUAAAAAAAAUGCUCUGCUUAUUCUUGUUCUCGUUGGCACUUGUAUGGCUAUUGGUGAUGGAAUUCUCACUCCCGUCAUCUCAGUUCUUUCUGCAUCAGGUGGCAUAAAGGUUAACAAUCCAAAGAUGAGCAAUGAUGUUGUUGUGCUUGUUGCGGUGGCUAUUUUGGUUUGCUUAUUUAGUAUGCAACACUAUGGUACUGAUAAAGUCGGAUGGCUUUUUGCUCCUGUUGUGCUAGUCUGGUUUCUGUCAAUUGGAGUUAUUGGCAUUCUGAAUAUAUGGAAAUUUGAUAGCUCAGUCCUGAAGGCUUUCAAUCCAGUUUACAUCUGCAGAUAUUUUAGACGAGGGAAACAAAAUAGUUGGGUUUCACUAGGUGGAAUUCUGCUCAGUAUAACAGGAACAGAAGCAUUAUUUGCCGACCUGUGUCAUUUCCCUGUAUUAGCUGUUCAGAUUGCUUUCACUACAGUUGUUUUCCCAUGUCUUCUAUUGGCAUACACUGGACAAGCUGCAUAUCUUGUUCAUCACACAGACCAUGUUAAUGAUGCUUUCUUCAGAUCCAUUCCAGAUGGCAUAUACUGGCCCAUGUUUAUCGUAGCUACAGCAGCUGCAAUUGUUGCUAGUCAAGCCACCAUAUCUGCAACAUUUUCUAUAAUCAAACAAGCUCUUGCACUUGGUUGCUUUCCGAGGGUCAAGAUCGUGCACACGUCAAAGAAGUUUCUCGGUCAGAUAUAUAUUCCUGAUAUCAAUUGGAUUCUUAUGAUCCUCUGUAUAGCGGUUACUGCUGGAUUCAAAAAUCAAAGUCAGAUUGGAAAUGCAUAUGGAACUGCAGUUGUGAUUGUUAUGGUGGUGACAACAUUUCUUAUGAUCCCAAUCAUGCUGUUGGUCUGGCGAAGCCAUUGGUUCCUAGUCUGCAUUUUCACUGCUUUAUCUUUGUUGGUGGAGUUUCCCUACCUAACUGCUGUGCUUUUUAAGAUAGAUCAAGGUGGUUGGGUACCUCUUGUUAUCGCUGCCACAUUUCUCGUAAUAAUGUAUGUCUGGCACUACGGCACAGUUAAGCGAUAUGAAUUUGAGAUGCAUAGUAAAGUGUCCAUGGCAUGGAUACUAGGCCUAGGACCAAGUCUUGGCUUAGUUCGUGUUCCUGGAAUAGGAUUUGUGUACACUGAACUGGCAAGUGGUGUCCCCCACAUAUUUUCCCAUUUCAUCACCCACCUUCCGGCCAUCCACUCAGUCGUUGUAUUUGUUUGUGUCAAGUACCUCCCAGUCUACACCGUGCCAAUGGAAGAACGUUUCCUUAUGAGAAGGAUAGGGCCGAAAAAUUUCCAUAUGUUUCGGUGUGUUGCACGAUAUGGAUACAAGGAUCUUCACAAGAAGGAUGAUGAUUUUGAAAAGAUGCUAUUCGAUAGCCUCUAUCUCUUUGUUCGUUUAGAGAGCAUGAUGGAAGUGUAUUCAGAUUCAGAGGACUACAACGUACCAGCGCAGCGGAUUGAAAAUUCCUCUGACUUAACAACAAGAGAGAAUGGCAAUGAGAACACACUUUCCUCAAUCAUGGAUCUCAGUUAUGCAUCUUCUAGUGAUCUCAUCCAACCUGCUCAAUCCCAAGGAAGUAGUCUGGUGAGGUCAUCAGGUCAUGCAAGCGGCAUGACCAGCGAGGAAUUGGAGUUCAUGAACAGGUGCAAGGAGGCUGGGGUGGUGCACAUUCUCGGGAACACUAUCGUGAGGGCUCGUCGAGAAUCCACAAUCAUAAAGAAGAUAACUGUUGAUUACAUAUAUGCUUUCCUCAGGAAGAUCUGCAGGGAGAACAGUGUGAUCUUCAAUGUUCCUCAUGAAAGCCUACUGAAUGUUGGACAGAUCUUUUAUAUAUAGUCAUAACGUUCCGAUUACAGUUCUUCAUCAGACCUAAUACCCUGCCAGUGGAUGUGGAGCAAGCGUAAAGAUUAGCGGAGGCACCUAGCUGAUGCUAUCGAUCGAUGCACAUGUUGGCUAUACGAUCCCAGAAAGCUGGAAUAGCAGCAGAUCAGAGCCUUAGUUAUUUGCUUGGAAUUCUAGUUUUUGCCAGUAAGAUUAGUUUUGCCAGUAUUAUUUGUAUGUUGGGUAUGUAAUUUUGAGAUUAUCAUAGGAAGACGAACUCAGUUUAUGACUUUGUACAGAAGAGGAGAAGUGUUUCUACUAGGACUUGCAGUUUUGUUGUGAGCUCUAUCAAAUAGGCUUCCAUCUUUUGUACUAUUAUUGGUAAUGGUUUUAAUAUCAAUAAAAUGGUCGACUUCAAUCCAAAA